CUUUUUGGCAACCCUAUCCGCGGCGGGGUUUUUAAUUUUUGACAGAUUCCGUCGUUAAUUUUAUUUACAUACAAAAUCUAGUUUUACUUGUUUAUUCGUAAAAUUACAACAGUUUGCAUAAAAAUCAAUGUAGGAUUACUGCCGAAAUUUGCCAUGGAUAAGUCGGACUACCUGAACCAGAAAAUGCUCAAACCUCUGAUGCCGGAGGACAUGAGGAGUGAACUGAUAUCGGCCCUCAAAUCACAAAACGUUCACCACAAUCGGGUCCGAUCCGUUAGAAAUUUCAAGAAAUUUCCUCCGCCAUCGAUUCCAUCAAGCCCGGCUAACCAAGGUGCUAGCAAUGAGGACGACAAGCGAAGCAACCUCCGAUUGCAGGCAAUCCAGGAAAUUCGGACGUCGGAGGUUUCCUACUUGAAGCAGCUGGAUCUGCUGAUAAACUUCUUCGUGGCGCCACUAAAAACGAACGGUCUGAUUCAGGAACGAGAACAUGGACAACUUUUCGGCCAGCUGGAAACGAUCUACAAUCUGAGUCAGGAAUUGCUUAAAAAGUUAGACGACGAUCUGGACAAUGUAGUCCGGGCAUUUAUGAACUUGGGACCAUUCUUCAAGCUGUAUUCGGUGUAUGCGUUCGAUUAUCGGAACUCGUUGUGUACGCUGCAGACGCUGAUUCAGAAGAACGCCGCGGUCAAACGAUUCAUUGCCAAUGCGGAAUCGCGACCGGAAGUGCAGACCAAGGUGAUAUCGUUGUUGAUUACACCGAUUCAACGGAUCCCGCGGUACAAGCUGCUGUUGCAACAAGUUCUUCUCUAUACUAGUCCUAGCGAUGUAGCGUACAAGCAACUACAGGAAUCGAUAAAACUAGUGGAGCAAUCCGUUUCCCACAUCAACUCUGUGGUGGAGGAUUAUGAGAACACCCAAAGACUGAUAACGGUUCAGAAUGCCUUGACCAACAAAUCGCUGAAGAUUGUGAAACCAGCGCGGAAGAUUCUCAAGGAAGGCGUUCUGCGGAAGCUGAAAACCGAUGGGUCCACGUCCAAGAAAUACUGCAUACUGAUGUCCGACAUGUUCAUCUACUGUCGAAUGCUCAAGGACCAGGAUCAUCUCUUCUCGGACAAUGGGCUGGAGUGCUGCUGUAUUUUUCCGUUGAAGAAGUGCAAAGUGAUGGAACUGUUCAGUGGGAACUUUAAGAUAACUUGCAGCGGCGAUGGCACCAUAUUUACCGCUGAUAAUCCGGAGGACUGCCGCAGUUGGUUCCAGGCCAUUCGGGAGGCCAUUGAACUACAUGUGCAGUGUAGGAAGACACUCAGGAAGCUGUCGAGCAACAGGAAGCCGAUGCGCAAAAAGCACAUCCAAAAGAUGGAACCGGAGGACGACUACCUUUGGUUGUUGCGGCGUAAAACGGCCAGCCCGAUCAAAUCGCCAAAAGCGCGAACCAAUAUGUGGCCAUUCCGGAACAUGGACUGCUUGCGAGCGAAUCGACGCCGUUCGCUACAUGACGACUCGCUUAUGGCGGCGACGACAACAACGACCCUCGGCAGUCGAUUCGAAUCGGACAGAAUCGGCUAUCGGAACCAAAGAGCCGUUGCCAAUGAUGAGAAUAGCGAGAUGAUGAUGCCGAGGCCAGAUCCGGUACCUAUGGACUAUGUAGAGCAGGCAGGUUCCAGUGGUGGCCCUCGUAGCAACGCCACGGGACCACCCAAGAAACAGGUUAGUUUUCAGUUGCCUGCUUCGUACUAUAAGCGAUGCUAGAGGUAGGUACGUUAUUUAUUUUUUCAAAAGUAUUUUUCGUAAGAUUAUUUGAAUCUCAUUUUACACACUAUCAUACUGUAUGAACUCGUACUGGACAAUCUGUCUAUCUAUAUUGCUAUUGCUAGAUCUGAAUUUAAUAUAUGCAUUUUUUU
Aedes albopictus (Asian tiger mosquito) is the source of this 1901-nucleotide messenger RNA. It is a transcript of the gene RhoGEF4, whose product is annotated as putative protein tag-52. The transcript has 3 exons. The record is from RefSeq and is a predicted model, not a curated record. Gene Ontology annotation, molecular function: guanyl-nucleotide exchange factor activity. Bases 154 to 1749 code for a protein of 531 amino acids. Gene Ontology annotation, cellular component: cytoplasm. Lineage: Eukaryota; Metazoa; Arthropoda; Insecta; Diptera; Culicidae.